AUGCUGCUUAUAAAUAGUAACUUGUACAAUAACACUUAUGACCAAGAGGAUAAUUAUGAAACAAGUGUGCUCUUAAUGUACACAAAAUAUUUAAAUCAUAUUGAAAUAAUUAUAAUUAUGCCCUUAAAUAUGGAUUUUCAUGGAUGCAAUUGCAAAAAUGUAACAAUUACAGAAGGAAUAUUUGGAGAAAUCUGGGUUGAUAAUAAAGAUCAAAUUUUUAUUGAUCCCAUACCAAAAACAAUAAAAUCGUAUACUUUGAUAAAUAGUAAUCGAAUGGAAAUUGUUCUUAUUACUUGGGGUGCUACAAUUGUAUCACUGAAAUGUCCAGAUAAGUACGGACAUUCUGCUGAUAUUGUUCUGGGCUUUGAUAAUAUGACUGGAUAUUCAAAUUUUAUAACAAAUCCAUUUAUUGGUUGUAUAUUAGGCAGAUGUGCAAAUCGCAUUAAAGAUGGACAUAUCACUAUUAGAGGCAAAGAUUAUGAAUUAACAAAAAAUGAUUUUAAUGGAAAACAUCAUUUACAUGGAGGAACAAAUGGAUUUGGCCGUAAAGUUUGGGAUUCAUAUAUUACUGGAUGCUCAGUUGUUAUGAGUUAUUUAAGUCCAGAUGGGGAAGAAGGCUACCCAGGUGCAGUGUUAACUACAAUAAGGUUCAAAUUAACUCCAGACAAUGAGUUUGAUAUAUGUAUGAGAGCAACAACUUCAAAGCCUACAAUAGUGAAUUUAUCACAUGGUUCUAUGUUUAAUUUAGCUGGACAUGGUGCUGGAGAAUCUGAAUUGAGAAAUCAUAAAGUAUUAUUAAAUUGUGAUCGUUGGACAUUUGCGGAUUAUACAGAUCCAGUUCCAACAGGUGCUAUACGUGGUGUAGGUGGUACAGUAAUGGAUUUUCGAAUACCUCGAAUUUUAGGAGAAUACAUGAAAAAGGUUCCACCUGGAGAAGGCUAUGAUCAUAAUUUGUGUGUUACCAAAGAUGGACAAUCUGGUACUUCAUUUGUUGCUAAAGUAUGGCAUGUAAAAAGUGGACGUGCUUUAGAAAUUUACUCAAAUCAGCGUGGAGUACAGCUUUAUACGGGAGGACGUUUACUACCUCCGAUUAUUCCAGAGUUUUUAUCUACUUAUGAUUUAUUAGAGGACAUUGGAGAAAGUGAAGAAAGUGUUGAAAAUUACAAAAGUGACAAUGAAGAUAGUGAAGAAGAAAUGGAAGUUGAAAAACAUUAUAAAAAAGUAAUAACUAUACCUAAAAAGUUAGAAUUUCUUUUAGGAAAACAUGGAGUACGUUAUAAAAAAUACUGUGCUUUUAGUAUUCAACCACAAAAUUAUCCUAGUGCAAUACAUUAUUCACAUUUCCCAUGUUCUAUAUUAUACCCUGGUCAAGUUUAUUAUCAUGAUCUGACAUAUAAGUUUGAAGUGCACCUUGCAAAUUACAUGUAA
Messenger RNA from Habropoda laboriosa, 1428 nucleotides. Its product is annotated as aldose 1-epimerase-like. The transcript is spliced from 10 exons. Gene Ontology annotation, molecular function: carbohydrate binding; aldose 1-epimerase activity. Gene Ontology annotation, biological process: glucose metabolic process; beta-D-galactose catabolic process via UDP-galactose, Leloir pathway. NCBI's taxonomy places the organism in Eukaryota, Metazoa, Arthropoda, Insecta, Hymenoptera, Apidae. Bases 1 to 1428 code for a protein of 475 amino acids. The record is from RefSeq and is a predicted model, not a curated record.